Molecule: messenger RNA, 2043 nt
Organism: Odocoileus virginianus texanus
Lineage: Eukaryota; Metazoa; Chordata; Mammalia; Artiodactyla; Cervidae
Gene: CLEC5A
Product: C-type lectin domain containing 5A
Biological process (GO): innate immune response
Molecular function (GO): virus receptor activity
Source: RefSeq, a predicted model, not a curated record
CAGGCACAAAGCCACUGGAAAGAUCCCCACCUGCAGACCAGCCCAGCCUUCCAGGGAGACAUCAGGCCUCCUCAUCUCCUGCAUCAUGAACUGGCACAUGAUAAUCUCUGGGCUUAUCGUAGUGGUGCUUAAAAUUGUUGGAAUGACCUUAUUUCUGCUUUAUUUCCCACAGAUUUUUGGCAAACAUAAUGUCAUCUUCAUUCCCACAGAGAGCUCUGGAACAGUUCCACAGAUUUUGGGGAAUGGCACUGUCAGCUUCACUCCAACAGAGAGCUAUGGAACAGUCUGCCCCAAGGGGUGGGAUUUUCAUCAAGGAAGAUGUUUUUUCUUGUCCAAAUCGGAAUUGCCUUGGAACAAGAGCAUGAACUUUUGCAAAGAAAAAGGAUCCACGUUGGCCAUCGUCAACACACCAGAGAAACUGAAAUUUCUCCAGGACAUAACUGGUGCUGAGAAGUAUUUUAUUGGCUUAUUAUACCAGCCUGUAGAGAAAACGUGGCGCUGGAUCAACAACGCUGCAUUUAAUGGCAACAUUACCAAUCAGGGUCAGAAUUUCCACUGUGUGACCAUAGGUCUAACAAAGACAUAUGAUGCUGUUUCAUGUAACAUCACCUACCGCUGGAUCUGUGAGAAGAAGGCCCAAUGAUGCAGCUCUCUGUGGCCUCUGAAAAGAACAAAAAAUAUACUACAGAGACAGCAAAAGAGCAUGUUGGCAAUUUGGACUGAUCCAGGAGAUACAGAACAUUAGAUUCCUACGUCUGUCUUCCACAGGUCACUGGAGAACCCCCUAAUAGCUCCUCAGUGCUAAAGCACCAGGCCCUCCACAAACAUACUUGCAGACACACAGCUGAGGCAAACUCCUCAUUCUGAGUCAGCAACUCCCCGAGACCCUAUUUCCUGAGAAAGUCAGACCCGUGGCUUUCGAUCUACACGGGUCAACUGAUCAAAUGAUCUCUUUAUCCAUCUGUCUACCAGUAGAGGUCCUAGGCUAUUGGAGGAAAUCAGCUUCUGCACUCCACUUUGGGGGACUGGAUACUAUUAAUAUCACCAGGAGACAGACUGUUUGAUGGAGACAACUGGGUUGGUACAAAGAUAGAACCAAGAAUUUCUGACUGAUCAACAGGCUUUGUUUUGUCCUCAGAGCACAUGACCGUACUACCAGGGAGAAACUGCAGACUGAGCAGGUGUGAACAUUAUUUAAAGGGCAGCAAGGGUGGAAGAGGGAUAAACUCAGCUUCCGGAGCUCACUUUUGUUCCCAAGAGACCCCUGUUCUCAUGCCCUCCAGCCUGCCUGGGGAGGGACAGCAGAGGCCUUCUUCAGUCUGCUUUGAGGCCAGGCCUAGGAAUGGGCUUCUGAGCUAAGCUAGGACCAGAGACAGCACUGUUCAUGGGAAUGGAGAGGGGGCUGGGCAGGGCGGAAUCUGCUAGGAAACCUCUCUGAAGACUACCUAACACCCAAGAUGACCACACUUCAGAGAACUGAAUCUCUGUUCUUCAGCAAAGUCCUAAAGAAAUAAGCUAAAUAUUUCCUUGGUCUUGGCCUGAAUCUCCAUUUUAAUGGAUUUUGAUGACCUGGCUGUGUUUGUUAACUAUAUAUUAAAAAUUUGGUAUAGUUCCUUGGGUCCCAGUAGUCAUAAUAUAUUCCUGCCUGCAGUUCUAGAGAGAUCAUGCUGCCAGGUACAAUAAUAUACUGAACCCAAAGACGCCAGCACUGGUUGGUACCACCCUGACCCAGGACUGGUCCAGCUGACCACAGAGUAGAAAAAGAGGAGGACCGCUCAAGGAGACAUUGGGUGGAGGCAAGUUGUGGGCAUUUGGUAGAAAGGGAACAGCAGGGACACAGGAAAGCCAUAUGCAGGAGGAAAAAGAGUGCAUUUGGCCAUACUGAAAGAAAGGCCAGGAAAAGGUAGAUAAGUCUUGUGGGCAUCCAGUCUGUCCUCUGUACUUGCAGGAAGACAUCAGCUACAGACCCUCCUCAGUACGUAUAAAAGAGAAAAGAAAUAUGUUUGUGUUUUAAUUUAACAAGAAUUAAGCCAUAAGAACAGA